AAAAGCAACAACAUUGUCUGGCACUGGAUGACCAAGAAGAUCAAUUCAAGACAACGAGCAGCCUGAAUAUACCUUGUGUGUCAAAGCUAGCUCUCCCCCAAUGUGCGAGAUCAAUCUGAGAUCUACCUUUUGAACCCGUCUAGCUCGUUAGCGUGUGAUACGACUAUGUUUGCGCCGAAAGCUGCAACGUCUGCAGCAUCCCUACGAAACCCGCGAAGACGCCAGCGUACAAGCUCUGGCGAGUCUAUAAAGCCACCAAAUGCUAAAAGAUCGUUGGAGCACCCUACCCCGACUGGCCCAGGUGAUGCAGACGCUACACUUACGAGCGAUGGUGAUAUCCAAAGGAGUAUCCCGAUAAGGACGACGAAGAAACACGAGAAGCGAAAGGGUGACACCAUCAACCCCGUCGUAUUAUCCAAAACAGAUUUCUAUACAGUGUCACAGCUGCCGUCCCUUCCAGAUCAGAUCCGUAGCCUUCAGCCAGAGCCUAGCAGAUGUUACUUCGCGUCAUGUCAAGGGUAUGGGCUUGUUAUUACGCAUUCUGAGGCCAUCAUUUGGCCAUACUCGGUCUUGACCUCGUCACCCUCGCCAGCGGACGUGUUUCGCCUUCCGAUACCUGAAAAGUACAGUGAUGCCAGUGAUAUAGCACCUCUUGGGGUUAUCUUAUCUACUGCAACUAGCCCUAUUCCGGGAUUGAUGCUCUUAAUGCCUCAUACUGGAAGGAUCAUAUACUGGGAAACUGUGUCUUGCGCCGCAUCUCUAGGCCUUCCGAGACAAAAGCAAACAGGGCUCCAGGGUCAUAUUUCGGGAUUGCUCUCGGGUGAAUAUGCCACAGAUAUCGUGAAUGGAGAGCCUUCCGGUGUCAUGGUCACAUUCUCAUCCGGACGAGUGGCGCAUGUGACCUUGAGAGACUCCCAAGGUAAACCAGCCGUGACUGUGAACUUUUUGAGGAAUUCAUCCAACAGUGGCGGCAUCGGGUUCUUUGGCGGUAUUAAAAACGUGCUUGGGGGUGGGUUCUGGAGAAAGAAAGUCGCCGCAGUGCGUGCGGGCGAGUCUUGCCAACGUGGACAACGAGAUAUCAUAAUUGCGACCUCGGCUGGUUUGGUGGAGAUAUGGGACACACACUGGAACAACGGCAGUAUCUUGAAAAGGCAAUUCGACAUCAAAGAGGACCUGCGUAGGUCUCUCACAGUACACAGCCUGGACCUGAAUGAUAAUUGUGAUGUAAAAGUCUGGGAUCUCGCGUUUUCUACUCACAAACAAAAUCUCGAUGAUCAGCAGAGAGACAGCGGGCAAUCGUGGCAAGUUGCAGUCUUGGUGGGCCUAUUCUCCGGGUCAAAUCUUCGCGGCAUAUUUGUUGUCCAGCUGAGUCUCUCGGAAAGCAUUUGCGUCUCAUCCACCAACCCUAUCAGUCCGCAUACAAUACCCACGGCCAUAGAAGAUUUGCGACCUCGUCUAUUUAUUCCACGGCCUGGUGAAACAGCGUUCAUCGUGCUAGGUCAAUCGGUCAUAUUGCUAUCAUUAGUGGGCGUCGGAGCAUCACCCAGUUCGCAACUACUCAUUGACAAUGGGCAACCCCAGUCCUUUCAUGAUUCAAUCAACUUUCGUUCUGGAAAGGAGUACGAGAUCUUAGGUACUGGAUUCGAAGAUGAAGGUGACGGUGUUUCGUUUCCUGCCUGUUUGGUCAUGAUUCGAGACUUUGGUGUCAUCCGCAUUUCAGCUCUUCCUCGGCAGGAAGCUGCAAGCUGUUCGGAAAAUGCACAGAUCACUGCUCAGCACAAGCUUGAACAAGCGGUCUUCUACGGUACUCUACUAGGGAACCCGCUCAAUCUGUCAAGUAAAGGCGAUCUGAACUUCCCUAUCAAGGAGAUUGAGGAAGCCACUGUGGAAAUCUGCCGAGGAUUACUCCGGUCCUCCUCAAAAUUCAUCCCAACCACAGCCAUCUCUGUUGAUCAGAAUCUGAAGCUGCGCGCAAAGGCCCUGGAUGAUCUUUGCCGCCUCUUGCUGGAACAGAAUAAAAUUCUUGACCGUCGCAUCUGGUGGGAAUUAUUAUGGAGCGCAGAGAAAAUUGCGGCCCAAAGGGCAAUCUGGAAAUUGGAAGAGAGCGCCAGAAAAUCCAAACUCAGUGGGCCGACGUUCCUUGCCCAUGUUCUGUCAUCAAUGAGCGAUAAGUUCAAAACGAAGCCCGAGCAACGGGGUGAGUUGAGUGAUCCAGUACGCCAUUGGUUUCUAUACGACACCUAUCGAAUGGAGCACAUCGUACCCUGGAUUUUCCACGCGAUAAAACCUCAAAAAGGCAACGCCUCAAAACAACUGCGCCGAAUGUCGGAACACAUACUAGAGGCAAGUGAGCUCUCUUUGGCGGUGUUGGAGACAGCAUUCAAAUACCGAGAUGAACAUGCGAGCAGGUUUGGGAUAGGAGACGGUUACUUGGAAGACGGAGUCUUGAUAACCGGUUAUGAAGACCUCCCAGAAUUCUGGACCUCGUACAGCAUCAGUUAUUCUGAAACAGGACACUUGUUGGAGGUGGAGCUCGAGAGCUGUAGGGCGUGGAUACAGGCGUCAACAGGCACCGAUACAUCUGACCCGCAACUUAUUAGGAAGGUCGCGCGGAACAGCGCUCGGCAUCUCCGGGUUCUAGGUCAAAUGCACCUGGAACGCACACGAUGGCUUUCGGCCCAAGAAGAUCAGAAGCUGGUUGACGAAGCUAUCGCCAUCAAGCAGUCACACACUAAGCAGCGAAGGUGGCAUCUGUUCAAAUUAGCGGGCAUCGGACAAUUGGAUGACGCUAUAAACAUUGCCGAGGGUUUCAGGGAUAUGACUGCUCUAGUAGAGCUCAUUAUUGAACUUCAAGACCAAAGAAAGGGCGUUAUGUUCGCUCAAGACGUCUCUGAAGACUCUUCUAGUAGCAGUCAGACGGCGUCUACGGAACUCGAAAUGAAAAUAACGCAAUAUUUCGAGAAGUUUGGCGACUCAUGGGCUGACGCCUUCUUUACUCGGCAGAUUUCAAUGGGUCAAUCCGGGAUCCUGUUUUCGAUGGCAAAAUUCCAGCCCUUCGUCACUCGGUUCUUGCACAAGAAUCCCGCUUAUUCAAAGCUUAGUUGGAUAAAUGAUGUAGUCGGCGACGCCAACUACGAAUCCGCUGCUAAGGCAUUGGAGAACCUAGCACUUGAACAAGAGCAGGAUAUCUGGAGUCACCGAGUCGAACUUUCUUUGGCAAAGCUCGCCAACUUAGCAACGUGGGAGAAGCAGGGUGCUUCGAAAUCCCAGCCCGUGCAGGACAAUGUCAAACGCCUUGAGGACCUUGCUGAGAUGGGUGCUGUUCAAGAAGUAAUAUACGCACACAUCUCGCCUAUAUUGCAAGGCGCCAUCGAUGAAAAGGCCGAAAUCGACCUAGCAAUUGACCAUUUCGCGAUCUCGAUUGCUGAAGACCGGCCUUCAUUACAUGAGUUACUUGGAGAGGCUUUGGCUGGGGUGGUGUCUCGAAGAGUCAUGAGCCUCGACCAACUCGUCGAUCUAUUGACACUAAUGGACCUCGGUCAGGACUCAGACUCUGGCCAGAAUGAUUUCUCUGGAAGGGAAUUUUAUCUCGCCCUGCGUGUUGUUCGACUUGGUCUCUACGCUAAAGGCGAUCCGAAUUAUAGCCUUGCUCUCCAAAAACUCGUGUGGCGGAGGUGCGUAAUUGGUGAUAACUGGGAUGCUACAGGCAAGGCAGUUGAGCAGAUGGGUAGCGACUCUGAAACGCUCUUCUACACGACAUCACUGUUCCGUACCCUUGUUCUCUGCCUCAAAGACAGGCAAACUGAGGAUAGUCAUAUUGCUCCGCUUUAUCUUCCGACUUCUCCAGAGGAGGUGCUACUGAACGACUCCGACGCCGCCCUUUUAGCAUCCCGUUUUCGUCCAGAGCAGCGAGCUCGGAUCAUUCAGGAUCUUGAACAUGAGAAUUCCAUUCUCAACAGGUAUAUCGAAAAGGGGGGGCUUGGAUUCUGGUUCAAAAACCUCCUUGCGUCGGCGGAGAAAGUAACGACAAAUUCGAUCAGCUCCGAAGCUCUUCCACAGCCCGUCAGCGAUGCGGAACUCAAAGAAGAUUUCUCCAAUGAGACAGGAAGCUCGUUUCGGAAAGAGCGGCUUAGCUGGCUUUAGAGAGGGGGCGGAAUUAGUGCAACUAUCUUAGAGUAAUUCAAUCCAUACUCGUACCGCUCUAUCUCGACUCGGGUUACUGUACAUGCAUCCGCUACAUCAAGAAGCUGACUCAAUUCGAAGCAUUCAGUCCGACAUUGUAAAUAAACAUUUCGCAAUUCAGUCGACAUCUACUCUUUGACAGGGAACAUCACUUAGCACGAGGGUCUGAAGAGACACCUAUCUUACUGUGUAUGCAGCUGCGCGACGAAGGGUGUUCAAUAACUUUAGCCAGCGAUAUUAUUCUUGAUGAUGAUGGAUGCCAGUCCUGUUCACGUCGAAACGUGCACACAUCAUAGCAAAUCCAUCCAUCUACUCCGCAGCCACGUUCCUGUCACCAGAUUUGUCAAUCUCGCCGCUCACCCCGCUACUAGCACUAUCGACUUUGAUCACUGGUUCCCCAUCAAUGCUAGUCUGGGUCACUGGGCCAUGCAGAUCUUCUUCAAAGACUGGUUCAGGCUCGACAGUCUCAAAUUUGGUCUUGAACCCCGAGAUUCCCUGAAGACUGCUAUUCGAGUGGCGCCGGGUGUUCAUGAAAGUGUAUGCAUAAUCUUGGACUUCCUCGCCGGAUCGUCCCCUGGAAAGAGAAGGUUAGCCAGAUCUCGCAGCGUAGGAACCGAAAGUCUAUCGGGUGACCGCGACAUGGAACUCAAAUAGGCUGAUGGCGGGAACAGUGAAUGGGAAGCCCACCAGUUUCCUUUACCUCCCCCAUUCUUCUUGGUCUUUCGAGGAUCAGCAUCGACAGGGCCAGACUUCGCAAAAUAACGAGGUAUAUUCUCGCUGGGAGCGGUCACGCCGCUCGGGGUAGAGUGGUCACGAUCAUUGACUUUGUGUGAGCGUGUCACUGCGAGCCGGUCAGUGAUACAAGAAACAAUCAAUGCCACUCAAUGCAGUAUCGAUUGACGUAAGGGAGUGUAAACUGCCUAGAGUUGAACAGUGUCGUGAAGUUAUAGCAGAAAUACGGGAUCAUAAAAAGGACUAUCAACCGCAGUACGCACUCUUUGGACUAAUCAAGUGAGUCGCUCUGUGUGCAGUUGGUCGCGGAGAUAGAGUACUCUGCUUGACUCCUGGAUAGGUUCAUCAGCUGUGAAGCAGAAUGUGUCAAGAAGAUCGAGCUCAGUGAGGAUGUGGAGAGACAAGGAAGAGGAGAUGAAUGACUGGUAUAGAUGUUCGGCUUCGAGGGAGGUCAUAUGAUUACUGCGCUUCCUUGAAUGGUUCGGUAUCAAAUGUCUAGUGGCACAGCAACGCAAACUUUGCGUUCUAUAAGUGGAAAAGAAGAAUCCGAGCGACAGCUUAUUAAGGUAACUGGGAAAUGCAGCUUGUUGCUUGUUCAUAAAGUCACUCGCGCGUGCUUAAUGCCUCUCUGUUCUUCUAUCCUCUGCCCUCUGGUCCUUGCGGGGUGGAUACUGGGUAGUAUAAGAGAAAAGAACUCAUACCAGUUGACUAAGAGAAUAUGCGUGACAGCUCUCUGUUUGGAUUGAGUGAAAAGAGGACAGUGAUAGCCAGCUUAACUCGCAGACUUGAUUACUUGACAGUCAUUGAACCCCAGCAGGUGUCUCUUCGUCUGAGAAGGUCUUAGGUAACAGGCUCAUGACCUCAUAGCUUCGGGCUGUAUGCGGGGUAAAGUACCCGCCCUUCCUGCGAGAAGGUGUGAUCAAUUCCUUUAUUAUCGGCCUACUUACUGAUGAUUGGGGAGCGAUGGGAAUUAGACAGCCGUGAUCAUAUGACACGAAGAUGAGACGAAGGUGAGACGACCAUGUUGGCGUCUCUUCAGCUGCUCCUCUUUGCUCGGAUAGCAGAAACCCGUCCGACAGCUAGGUUGGGUUGAGCAGGGUUUUGCUCCACAUCAAUGAUGGCCUGGUGGCCAUAACCUAAGCAAUCCACGGAAGCCGCUUUUAGAACUAUGAGUUAGUAACGUAUACGAAAGUAGUAUGUGUAGGAUUGUACUCCGGAGUACAGACG
Molecule: messenger RNA, 6141 nt
Organism: Aspergillus calidoustus
Lineage: Eukaryota; Fungi; Ascomycota; Eurotiomycetes; Eurotiales; Aspergillaceae
Source: the annotation of a GenBank genome assembly